Messenger RNA from Monosiga brevicollis MX1, 1101 nucleotides. RefSeq lists its product as uncharacterized. The record is from RefSeq and is a predicted model, not a curated record. The transcript has a single exon. Gene Ontology annotation, molecular function: protein binding. Bases 1 to 1101 code for a protein of 366 amino acids. NCBI's taxonomy places the organism in Eukaryota, Choanoflagellata, Craspedida, Salpingoecidae.
AUGCCGGCACUUGUGAUUGGCGUCGUCAUUGCGAAUUUGGCUACUCUGUCCUGGGCAGAGUUGGGAGAGCCGGUGGUGUAUGUGGAUGAUGUGGGCAACUUGUUUGUGAACGGUUCGGGUGGGGCGGCUCGGGUGUAUGUGAACGGGAUCGACUUGGCGGCCCUCGUGGCCGAGCAGGAGGUGCUGGCGGCUAGUCAGGCUAGCCUGCUCGCAGCCCAAACCAGUGCUUUGGCGACGCAAGCCAGUCUGCUGGCCCAGCUGCAGCACCGUCUUCCAGAUUUUGACGCUCGGUUGCUGGCCAUUGGUGGGUAUACCAACGAGAGCCUGGACUUGGUCCAUGCCUUUAAUGGUACGGAUUGGUCACCGGACCCCGCGCUGCCAAGCCCACUCCACGGGCACAGUGCCAUUGCCUUUCGUGACCAGGUGUACGUGGUCGGUGGUUACAACACGGUGUAUGUCCCCGACGUGUAUCGCCGCCUCGACAAUUCGUCUUGGAUAGCUGCUGCCCCCUUGCAUACGGCGCGCGGCUACUUGGCCACGGUUGUCUUUCACAACGAACUGUACGCUUUGGGUGGUGAUGGUGGAAAUACCAUCUUGUCCAGCGUUGAAAUUUACAAUGGUACCGCCUGGCGCUCUGGGCCAGCCCUGCUAGACCCGCGUGCUGACCUAGCGGCUGUCUCGUACCAAGGAGAAAUUGUGGUUUUGGGCGGCACGGAAAGUCGGGCUCCGCCUCAGGUCACCGGCUCGGUCAUGGCGUUUAACGGCACUGCCUGGCGUUACAUUGCGCCCCUGACGCAACCCCGCCGGGCCAUGGUGGCUGCUGUUUUCAUGGACCAUAUUUAUGUGGCGGGCGGCAUUGAAGCGGCUGCCUUGGCUUCGGUGGAGAUGUUCAACGGCACCGCCUGGUCAUUCGGGCUGGCUCUCCCCACUGCCCGUCACACCAUGUCCGGUGCCGUCUUCCAAGACCAACUUUACAUUGCUGCAGGGAAAGGCAACGUCGACAUGGCAGAUGUUCUGGCCCUCGACGGUCACAACAAGGCCUGGAUCACCGCCCCGCCCCUGCCUGUGGCCUGCCAGGCGCUUGCCCUCGUCGUCAUUUAA